Neomonachus schauinslandi (Hawaiian monk seal) is the source of this 4160-nucleotide messenger RNA. RefSeq names its product amyloid beta precursor protein binding protein 2 (gene APPBP2). Bases 287 to 2044 code for a protein of 585 amino acids. The record is from RefSeq and is a predicted model, not a curated record. The transcript is spliced from 13 exons. Gene Ontology annotation, molecular function: protein binding. NCBI's taxonomy places the organism in Eukaryota, Metazoa, Chordata, Mammalia, Carnivora, Phocidae. Gene Ontology annotation, biological process: intracellular protein transport.
GAGCUCCGCGCUGGGACGGAACCCGGUUUCUCUCAAACCCGGAAUGUGAGGCCUGGGCUUGGCUGUCUCUGGCUCCGUGCCGCGCUGUUUACCCGGGCCUGCGUGCGCCGCUGCUACCCUACAGCUCGCCCAGGAGGAGCCAGGGCGGCCGUGCGCUUCUGCCCUGUGGCCGCGUGGCUGCCGCCGCCCGUCCGAAUCCUCCGGGGCCGCAGAGGAGUUCGCUACGGAGGGAGGCGGGGGCCUUCGGGAGGAGGAGGUGGAGGAGGCGGAGGAGGAGGGAAGGAAGAUGGCGGCCGUGGAACUAGAGUGGAUCCCAGAGACUCUGUAUAACACCGCCAUCUCCGCUGUCGUGGACAACUACAUCCGCUCCCGCCGAGACAUCCGCUCCUUGCCCGAGAACAUCCAGUUCGAUGUUUACUACAAGCUUUACCAACAGGGACGCUUAUGUCAACUGGGCAGUGAAUUUUGUGAAUUGGAAGUUUUUGCUAAAGUAUUGAGAGCUUUGGAUAAAAGACAUUUGCUUCAUCAUUGUUUCCAGGCUUUGAUGGAUCAUGGUGUGAAAGUGGCUUCAGUCUUGGCCUACUCAUUCAGUAGGCGGUGCUCUUACAUAGCAGAAUCAGAUGCUGCAGUAAAAGAAAAAGCCAUUCAGGUUGGCUUUGUUUUAGGUGGCUUUCUUUCAGAUGCAGGCUGGUACAGUGAUGCUGAGAAAGUUUUUCUGUCCUGUCUUCAGUUGUGUACUCUACAUGAUGAGAUGCUUCAUUGGUUUCGUGCAGUAGAAUGUUGUGUGAGGUUGCUUCAUGUGCGAAAUGGAAACUGCAAAUAUCACUUGGGUGAAGAAACAUUUAAGUUAGCUCAGACAUAUAUGGAUAAACUUUCAAAACAUGGCCAGCAAGCAAACAAAGCUGCACUAUAUGGAGAACUGUGUGCACUACUCUUUGCAAAAAGUCACUAUGAUGAGGCUUACAAAUGGUGCAUCGAGGCAAUGAAAGAAAUCACAGUGGGCUUACCAGUCAAAGUUGUGGUGGAUGUUUUAAGACAAGCUUCUAAGGCUUGUGUUGUAAAACGUGAAUUUAAGAAAGCAGAACAGUUAAUUAAACAUGCAGUAUAUUUGGCACGGGAUCAUUUUGGAUCCAAACACCCAAAAUAUUCUGAUACACUGCUAGAUUAUGGGUUCUACUUACUCAAUGUAGAUAAUAUCUGUCAGUCUGUUGCAAUUUAUCAGGCAGCCCUUGACAUUCGGCAGUCAGUGUUUGGCGGAAAAAAUAUUCAUGUAGCAACAGCUCAUGAAGACUUGGCUUAUUCUUCUUAUGUUCACCAGUAUAGCUCUGGGAAAUUUGACAAUGCACUAUUUCAUGCCGAAAGAGCUAUUGGUAUCAUUACCCACAUCCUACCUGAAGAUCAUCUUCUUUUGGCUUCUUCAAAGAGGGUGAAAGCCCUUAUUUUAGAGGAGAUUGCAAUCGACUGUCAUAAUAAAGAAACUGAACAGAGGCUGCUUCAAGAAGCUCAUGAUUUGCACCUGUCUUCACUCCAGUUAGCUAAAAAAGCUUUUGGGGAAUUUAAUGUACAGACUGCAAAACACUAUGGAAACCUUGGAAGACUUUACCAGUCAAUGAGAAAAUUUAAGGAAGCUGAAGAAAUGCAUAUCAAAGCAAUUCAGAUAAAAGAGCAACUUCUUGGUCAAGAAGAUUAUGAAGUAGCUCUUUCAGUGGGACAUCUGGCUUCUCUGUACAAUUAUGACAUGAAUCAGUACGAAAAUGCUGAGAAACUUUAUUUGCGAUCUAUAGCGAUUGGGAAGAAACUGUUUGGUGAAGGCUACAGUGGACUAGAAUAUGAUUACCGAGGUCUCAUUAAACUUUACAACUCCAUUGGAAAUUAUGAGAAAGUGUUUGAAUAUCACAAUGUUCUGUCUAACUGGAACCGGUUGCGAGAUCGUCAGUAUUCGGUGACCGAUGCUCUUGAAGAUGUUAACACCAGCCCCCAAUCCACUGAAGAAGUGGUGCAGUCCUUCUUGAUUUCUCAGAAUGUUGAGGGACCGAGCUGCUGAGGGAGGACCUCAGUUAACUAAUUUACCUUUUCCCAGAUUCCAGGGAAUUCAUACUGUGAAAUCAAAACCAUGUUGUUUUUUGGGGCUGGAAUUUGCAUUGAAACACUGGUCCAGUCCAUUGACCCUAUUUGGGUGAUCCCUACCUUGCAGAGUGUCCGUAGGAAUAAGCAUAUAUUCAGUUAUAUUCAGCAUGUACCGCAUGUAUAAGUAGUCUGGCCCAUAUUUUCAACCUAGUAGAACAAACAACAGGAAAUCUUUUUUUUUUUUUCCAUUUAAAAAAAUAAUUCAUUUUGCAGAAAGCCUGAAAAGAACCCCUAAAUAAAACUAUUUAAGAGUUUAAAAGAGUUGCAUUCUUAUUAUGUAAGGAUGAUUUUAACAACUUUUUAACAUAUUCUUCCUUGUGGAGGUAUUCAAUACUGUAUUGUAAAGAAAUUUUAUGGGGAAAAUCUUUAUAUGCAGUAUAGAAAAGUUAACACAGUACUAGUAGAAGAGGGACAUCCUGACUUAGGUUUGGCUACCUUACCCAGAGAAGUGGAUACAGCCACUCCAGAGCUCUGUUACAGGGAAGGAUUGUCAGAUUCAUCUGAACUGGACCAGUGUUGAUCUGUAAGUAAUAGAAAAGCUGACAGACCAGCAGUUUUAUUAACCCUUUGGUUGUUUCAGGGUUUUUUGGUACAACAAUGCAAGAUGCUCGGAAAGCAUUUGCGAACAGGACCAGGAGGACUUAAAAAGGACCAGCCUAAUGUAGAAAGGGGUUAUUUGGACCGGAGGCUGUAGGUAAUUAUUUUAGCCCCUGCAUAUACUUUUAUCAGUAGAAUGUUUCAUUUAGAGGUAUAAUGAAAAGUGAUAAUGCAGAAAUUAUAUUAAUGUAAUUAGACACCAAACUAGGGAGAUUUGGCAAUUUCGAUGGUGUAUCUUUAGUCAGUGUGCACAGAUGGCAGUGCCAUAAGCUAGUCUAUAAAUAUCUGCUGCAACCAUCCCCCUCAUUUUAAAUGUUACCCUAAUAAUCAAUGCAGUUAACAAGUAUAUUGGCUAAGAGUCGUGAAAUAGCUCAUGGGUGGGAACUUUAGGUUACUAUAUGGUUUGUGGAGAUUAAUGGAAAAAUGAAUGCCCGAAAGAAGCAAUUCUUAGAGAUCCUUCAUUUUAAUGGUAAAUAAUAGUACAGCUGUGUCAUUUUAUUUGAAAUUCAAGAGUCAAAUGCAGAGAUCCCCUAAUUAUAUAUGUUUCACUAACUUGUCUUCCUGUUUAUUGGGUUUUGAUUUUUGUAAUCUUAAGCCAGUCAGGUUAUUUAAUAUUGAGGUAAUUAAUACUCAAAUUUGGAAAGUGACAUGUAGCAAUUAAGAAACAAAAAGGUCUUUUGCUGUUACCUCAAUUCUUACUAUAGUGGCCUAUGUGGUGCCUCUGUAGUUAAGAAUCAGGGUUUUCCCCCCUAUUUUCAGGGGUUCAUGACUUGGCUGUCAGAUGUUGCUCUUGGCUAAUGCUUGGAGUAGUCUGUGGGUGAGUGGAUGUGUGUUGAAUUUUGGUUUUCUUUUAACAUGCACGCUGGGGUUGGAGGGGGGAAGAAAUCUAAACUGCCACAUUGAGUACAGAAAAAUUAAUUGGAGAUUUCAGGUAAAUUUGAUUUUCAACACUUUUUUGAACUUCCCAAACCUAAUCUUGUUUAAAACUGUUACUUGCAGUCUUGUUAGUUAUGAGCCAGUGUUUUUAAGUCCCCAGGAGGGGAUUGACUGGGGGAGGUACAGAAAGAGAUGAAGCAAGCCCAGACCCUAAUAUUGUAACCGUGAUUUCAAAACCUGGGUUUAUUCCUCAAAUUGAAUUAUUUUCUUUUUCAUUUUAAAAAGAGUACAUUGGCACACCUGCCCCUCCCCUCCCAGUUAAUUGCAGUCUAAUGCCAAGAGGCACCUCUUGAUUAAUUACCAAAUAGUCUGUGUGACCAAGGACUAACAUUUAUUAAGUUACUCAGCUCUAUCCUCACAGGCCUAUGUAUUUAAUACCUCCAAAGAUAUUUCCAGGAUAGGCUUUGUAUACUUUUGUUGGUUAUUUAGAGUCAUGUGGUAUGUUUGUGGUAUAGGAAUGUCAUGGUAAAUUGUUUUUCAAUAAAUAUUUUGAAACUUAA